AUGAAGCACUCCGAAUUUACCAAGAUCCCAGACUUGACCGGCAAAGUAAUCUUUGUCACUGGUGGUACUGCUGGUCUCGGUCGCCGAGCUGCAACUGUGUUUGCCGGUCAGAGGCCCGCUCACAUUUACAUCAGCGGACGUAGCCAACCUAAGGCUAACGACGUGAUCAAUGAGCUCAAGAGAUUGGCGCCAGGCGUUGGAGUCUCCUUUGUGAAGAUGGACCUUGGCUCCUUGAGCACUAUUGAUGAGGCUGCGAAGACGCUUGUCGCCCAAACCGACCGUCUCGAUAUCCUUUUGUGCAACGCCGGCAUCAUGGCCUGUCCUCCUGCCUUGAGCAAAGACGGAUUCGAGAUCCAAUUUGCUACCAAUCAUCUGGGCCAUGCACUUCUCAUCAAACAUCUGCUGCCGACUUUACUUCGUACCGCCGAGAGAUACGGAGAUGCCCGCGUGGUGUCGCUCACGUCUACUGGCUUCACCGUCGCCCCAAAGAAUGAAGGCAUCAUCUUCAAGGAUCUCAAGACGACACAGGACUAUGGAUUCGGCUCAAAGUGGACACGUUACGGACAGAGUAAGCUCGCCAUUGUCCUUUACAUGGCUGAGCUUGCACGCAAGUAUCCUGCUCUAUCCACUGCAGUCGUUCAUCCCGGUGUCAUCAAGACUGAUAUGGUCACCGGGUUAAGCUUCAUGGACCGAAGCAUUGUGUACAUGACCAACUUCAACAAGAUGGUCACUCCUGAGCAAGGUGUUCUGAACGGCAUCUGGGCUUGCACUGUACCUCGCGACGGGAUCACCAGUGGAGCCUUCUACGAGCCUGUUGGUGAGCCUGGUACACACACAAAGUGGACCAACGACAAAGUUCUUGCUGGCAAGCUCUGGGAUUGGACUCAGGACACAUUGAAGGAGCACACCAUCUGA
Messenger RNA from Aureobasidium subglaciale EXF-2481, 915 nucleotides. RefSeq lists its product as uncharacterized. The record is from RefSeq and is a predicted model, not a curated record. NCBI's taxonomy places the organism in Eukaryota, Fungi, Ascomycota, Dothideomycetes, Dothideales, Saccotheciaceae. The transcript is spliced from 2 exons. Bases 1 to 915 code for a protein of 304 amino acids.